GUAGGUCGUGGCACUCAGCUGACGACUGCAUUCGGCAAUCGAGGAACCGUGACGGCCCGGCCAAGUUCAGACUCCCGAGGAUGACACCAACAAUAACAGCUCCGCGGGCGGAGACCCUCGAGCAAAUGUCAAAAAAUGACACCAUAAAGCUUCGCGAGCGUCACAUCGGACAAUCGUGCAAGCUUUUCUACAAAUCAAAUCCCCUAAAAAUAGUUCGUGCCAACGCGCAAUACAUGUAUGACGAGAGGGGUGAGCGUUAUCUCGACUGUAUCAACAACGUAGCGCAUGUUGGCCACUGCCAUCCGGACGUGGUGAGAGCAGGACAGGAGCAGAUGUCCUUAUUGUCCACGAACAAUCGAUUUCUCCACGACAACUUGGUGAUAUGCGCCCGAAGAUUGACAUCACUUCUUCCAGAGCCUCUGUCCGUGUGCUUCCUCGUAAAUUCUGGAAGCGAGGCGAACGAUCUUGCUCUACGCCUUGCUGAGGCUCACACCGGAAGCCGAGAUACCAUCGUUCUAGAUCACGCUUAUCACGGCCACUUGACGUCGAUGAUCGACAUAUCGCCUUACAAGUUUAAUCGGCUGAAAAAUGGCAAGAAGGACUGGGUGCACGUGGCACCUUGUCCAGACGUCUACCGGGGAAAAUAUCGAGACUCCGACUAUCCGAAUGAGGAUCUUGGUGAGAAGUACGCUGAGGACGUGAAGAGGAUUUGCGAUGAUGUCAGAUCACAGGGGAAGAAGCUCCGUGCAUUCAUCUCCGAGAGUCUCAUGUCCGUUGGUGGACAGAUUCUACCACCCGAGAGUUAUUACACUAAUGUUUAUAAAUACGUACGUGAAGCUGGUGGGGUGUGCAUUGCCGACGAGGUGCAGGUGGGAUUCGGAAGAGUCGGUAGCCACAUGUGGGCUUUUCAACUUUACGGUGAGAACGUAAUUCCGGAUAUUGUAACCAUCGGUAAACCAAUGGGCAAUGGUCAUCCAGUUGCGGCUGUCAUAACUACACAGGCGAUAGCGAACAGCUUUAAACAGACUGGACUGGAGUACUUCAACACUUACGGAGGCAAUCCGGUGUCUUGCGCAAUAGCGAAUGCCGUGAUGGAGGUGAUUGAGCGCCAGGGACUCCAGGAGAAUGCAGCCAAGGUGGGCCAGCACAUGCUCAACGAACUUAUCAAGUUGAAGCAGAGGAGAAGAAUCAUUGGAGAUGUCAGGGGUGUUGGCCUCUUCGUGGGGAUUGAGUUGGUUAGGGACAGGAAGACUAGGACACCGGCCAUUGCUGAGGCUGAGCAUGUCGUGUCCAGGAUGAAGGAUGAGAAGAUUUUAAUCAGUUCUGAUGGUCCGGACAAUAAUAUAUUGAAACUCAAACCACCCAUGGUAUUCACAAAUGAGAAUGUUGAUCAUCUCGUUGCGGUUUUGGAUGAGGUUCUGCAGGAAGUCGAAGUUGAGAUUGUUCAGAUUCCAGAAACAAUAUUGGAAGCAGUUAUUACAACCGUCGAAAUCGAUUCAUCCGAGAAGACCAAGGAAACAACGCCAGUAGCUAUUCGAGCGAAAUGAGAAAACCCUUCAAUUACGACUGGGCAAUUUCGCUCUAUAACUGAAUCAAAUAACCGCUUCAACGAUCAAUAACCAGGGCACCUUGACCCCAGUAUAUUUCUGAAUUAUCAACUUCCAAUACUUCAGUGCCAAAUCACGAGAAUUAUGCUGAUUCUCAUUGAGAUAUCUAUUAUUAGCAAUUAUUAGCAAUAAGUGAAGAUCUGUAAAUGUAUAUUGUAGAUACUAAUGACCAUUGGACUGAGACGAAACUUCACGACAUUGAUUCAAUAAAUGAUGAAAUUUCUCUCUACAAA
Fopius arisanus is the source of this 1840-nucleotide messenger RNA. RefSeq names its product alanine--glyoxylate aminotransferase 2-like. Gene Ontology annotation, molecular function: transaminase activity; pyridoxal phosphate binding. Bases 81 to 1547 code for a protein of 488 amino acids. The record is from RefSeq and is a predicted model, not a curated record. Lineage: Eukaryota; Metazoa; Arthropoda; Insecta; Hymenoptera; Braconidae. The transcript has 9 exons.